ACAGUCUACGUUAGCAAAUAAAAUACUGAAGUGUUAAACAAUAGUACCUAUAGUUCUAUCAAUUUUACAGGUAUACGAAGUUAUAUUUAGAAGCUUUAAGAUUUUUGUAUCAGUUGUGAUCGUUUUAAGUUAAUGGGUAAUUCAAAUAGCAAUAGCACAAUGGUCGACCCGGUGAGAUUUGUGAGUUAUGAAGACAUGUUGAAGGUCAUUCACGAGCCCGAGAAAGUGAUAAUUGAUGUACGCAAUCCAGAUGAAAUUGAAUCAACUGGCAAAAUUCCUUCCAGUUUAAAUAUACCCUUAAACACUGUAUCCGACACUCUUGCGUCGAUGCCUGAUGAUGAAUUCCUGAAACAGUACCAACGACCAAAGCCGUCAGCAUCUGACGAGUUAAUUUUCUACUGCAAAUCCGGGAGACGUUCUCAAGAGGCCCUUGACAAAGCAUUGAAACUGGGAUUUUCAAACUCCAAGUCGUACUUAGGAAGUUGGGAGGACUGGUCAAGCAAGCAGAAGUAAACAAUCACUGGAGAAGACAACUUCAAUCGAUGAUCGAGAUCCAUCACCACUAUUAUCUUUUUACAGUUAUGCUAUAAUUUUAAGGCCUAAAAUAAAUAUUUGCGCAAAA
This is a messenger RNA of Pieris rapae (cabbage white), 622 nucleotides long. Its product is annotated as thiosulfate sulfurtransferase/rhodanese-like domain-containing protein 3. Gene Ontology annotation, cellular component: mitochondrion. NCBI's taxonomy places the organism in Eukaryota, Metazoa, Arthropoda, Insecta, Lepidoptera, Pieridae. The record is from RefSeq and is a predicted model, not a curated record. The coding region runs from base 133 to 513 and encodes 126 amino acids. Gene Ontology annotation, molecular function: thiosulfate-cyanide sulfurtransferase activity. The transcript has 4 exons.